Molecule: messenger RNA, 1842 nt
Organism: Ipomoea triloba (trilobed morning glory)
Lineage: Eukaryota; Viridiplantae; Streptophyta; Magnoliopsida; Solanales; Convolvulaceae
Product: putative ribosomal large subunit pseudouridine synthase SVR1, chloroplastic
Exons: 10
Coding region: 80-1285 (401 amino acids)
Biological process (GO): maturation of SSU-rRNA from tetracistronic rRNA transcript (SSU-rRNA, LSU-rRNA, 4.5S-rRNA, 5S-rRNA); pseudouridine synthesis; maturation of LSU-rRNA from tetracistronic rRNA transcript (SSU-rRNA, LSU-rRNA, 4.5S-rRNA, 5S-rRNA)
Cellular component (GO): chloroplast
Molecular function (GO): RNA binding; pseudouridine synthase activity
Source: RefSeq, a predicted model, not a curated record
AACCUCUCGGUCUCGGACAACCAACCAAAACCCACAAGCUGAGCCCCGAUAAAACUACCGGAGCUCCGGCCCGGAUCGGAUGGCGGCAAUACCGGCGGUGGCUGCGGCGGCCACCUCCGUCUUCACCUUCAUCAACCUCUCAACAUCCCUUCCGCUUGCUCGCAUCACUCACUGUCGUCUCCGGAGCGUAAUCGCAGCAUCUUCUCUCUCCAAUACUGAAUUCAACAUCAAUUUCGCUCCUCCCAAGCCGAAGCCUUCACCUCCGCCUAUAAUCUCAACCUCCAAAUCGGACAAUGACUCAGAGGAGCAGCUCUACACCCCGUGGAUCGUUCGGGAUGGGAAAGGGAAUCCCGCUCCGGCGAGUCUUCUCCACGCUAUGGCCAUUGCCAAGACGAGCAAGAAGAAGAAGACAAAGACGAAGGCGAAGAGCGAGAAUGCUCCUAAAUCCAAACCUGCGACGUUCUCAACUGAGCCUAAGUAUUCGAAAGCAGCUCGCCGGUUCUACAACGAGAAUUUUCGAAACCCUGCACAACGCCUCAGUAAAAUCCUCGCUGCUGCUGGAGUGGCAUCAAGAAGGAGCAGCGAAGAACUGAUUUUUCAAGGUCGAGUUACUGUAAAUGGUUCUGUUUGCAAAACUCCACAGACUAGGGUUAAUCCAGAAAAGGAUAUAAUUUAUGUUAAUGGGAACCGUUUAUCCAAGAGGUUGCCUCCAAAGCUUUACUUUGCAUUGAACAAACCAAAAGGGUACAUAUGUUCAUGUGGGGAGAAAGAGACCAAGUCGGUCAUGAAUCUUUUUGAUGAUUUUAUGAAGAGCUGGAAUAAGAGGCACCCAGGAGAACCCAAGCCACGGCUAUUUACAGUGGGGCGCCUUGAUGUAGCCACAACUGGCUUGAUUAUUGUGACAAAUGAUGGGGAAUUUGCUCACAAAAUUUCACAUCCUUCAUCAAAUCUAUCAAAGGAAUAUAUUGCAACAAUAGAUGGUGAAGUCAAUAAGCGACACUUGAUUGCCAUCAGUGAGGGAACAUUCAUUGAAGGCGUCCACUGUACCCCAGAUCUUGUGGAAUUACUACCAAAACAACCUGAUAUCUCAAGGCCACGACUUCGUAUAGUGGUUCAUGAAGGGAGAAACCAUGAAGUUCGGGAGCUUGUGAAAAAUGCUGGCCUCCAGAUGUAUGCACUGAAGCGUGUGCGAAUAGCUGGGUUCAGGCUUCCACCAGACCUUAUGCUCGGGAAGCAUGUUGAACUAACUGCAGGAAACCUGAAGACAUUGGGCUGGAAGAAAUAGGAAAGUUGAAUGGACGUGUGAUUUAGUUUCAAAACACGGUUAUAAACACACUUUGCAGAAGAUUUUGAUGGGAUUCAAUUGCUAAUAUACUACAGUGCAGCAGUCCUCGAGAAUUCUAAGGAUUCCUUUUAUCUGUCAGUUCUCCUAGGCCGUACAUCUUAGUGUGUUAUAGAGAUGCUUCUGGAUUGCAGAACUACGCCCAGGCGAUGAUGAAUGCCUGGCAUGUAAACAGACCAAAUCCCACAGGAAAAGAAGAGACAGAGGAUAUCGAAAUUAAAUAAAGAUUCACUUUUAUUUGAAUUUGGGGGUGGGUUGGUUUAUGUAUUUGGGUAAUUGCAGUGGUAGAUAGGAUUGAUGCCUGUAAUGUGGUUUUCAAAAUGAUGGCCAUAUGGGCAAAAUUGCAAUUGGUAUGGCUGUGAGUUUCAAAUUAGAUUCUAUCAUACCCUUGAAUGAAAUUGUUACGAUUCAAGAACCUCUAUAGCUUGGGAUUUUAAUUUUUAAUGAAUGCGUUAUCAACUCCCCCAGCCAAUGGCAAAGGUAGUUGUUGAGUUGUGUUA